GUGAAAUCCCGACAUUCAGCAGACCACCCUCUGCCACCAUGGGCGAGCUCUUCCGGAGCGAGGAGAUGACGCUGGCCCAGCUGUUUCUGCAGUCAGAGGCUGCUUACUGCUGCGUCAGCGAGCUGGGAGAGCUUGGAAAGGUCCAGUUUCGUGAUCUAAAUCCAGAUGUGAAUGUUUUCCAGCGGAAGUUCGUGAAUGAAGUCCGGAGAUGUGAAGAAAUGGACCGAAAGCUUCGUUUUGUUGAGAAAGAGAUAAGAAAAGCGAACAUCCCAAUUAUGGACACUGGUGAAAACCCAGAGGUGCCCUUCCCCCGGGACAUGAUCGACUUGGAGGCCAAUUUUGAGAAGAUCGAAAACGAGCUGAAGGAAAUCAACACAAACCAAGAAGCCCUGAAGAGGAACUUCCUGGAACUGACUGAGCUCAAGUUCAUCCUCCGCAAGACGCAGCAGUUUUUCGAUGAGGCUGAAUUGCAUCAUCAGCAGAUGGCGGAUCCAGACCUGUUGGAAGAGUCCUCUUCGCUCCUGGAACCCAACGAGAUGGGGAGAGGCGCACCACUGCGGCUGGGCUUCGUGGCUGGCGUGAUUAACCGGGAGCGCAUCCCCACUUUUGAACGCAUGCUCUGGCGCGUGUGCCGAGGGAACGUGUUCCUGCGACAGGCUGAGAUCGAGAACCCUCUGGAGGAUCCCGUGACUGGUGACUACGUGCACAAGUCCGUGUUUAUCAUCUUCUUCCAAGGCGACCAGCUCAAGAACAGAGUAAAGAAGAUCUGCGAGGGGUUCAGGGCUUCGCUCUAUCCCUGUCCCGAGACACCGCAGGAGAGGAAAGAAAUGGCUUCAGGAGUCAACACCAGGAUCGAUGACCUCCAGAUGGUUCUGAACCAAACUGAGGACCACCGCCAGCGAGUCCUGCAGGCCGCUGCCAAGAACAUCCGGGUCUGGUUCAUCAAGGUGCGCAAGAUGAAGGCCAUCUACCACACCCUGAACCUCUGCAACAUCGACGUCACACAGAAGUGCCUGAUCGCCGAGGUCUGGUGCCCCGUCACUGACCUAGACUCCAUCCAGUUUGCGCUCCGGCGGGGCACGGAGCACAGUGGCUCCACCGUGCCCUCCAUUCUGAACAGGAUGCAGACGAGCCAGACGCCCCCGACCUACAACAAGACUAACAAAUUCACAUCUGGCUUCCAAAACAUCGUGGACGCCUAUGGGAUCGGGACUUACCGGGAGAUCAACCCAGCUCCGUAUACCAUCAUCACAUUCCCGUUCCUAUUUGCUGUGAUGUUCGGGGACUUCGGCCACGGCAUCCUGAUGACCCUCUUUGCAGUGUGGAUGGUGCUAAGAGAGAGCCGCAUCCUCUCUCAGAAGAAUGAGAAUGAGAUGUUCAGCACCGUGUUCAGCGGCCGCUACAUCAUCCUGCUGAUGGGCGUGUUCUCCACCUACACCGGCCUCAUCUACAAUGACUGCUUCUCCAAGUCUCUGAAUAUUUUCGGGUCAUCCUGGAGUGUGCGGCCCAUGUUCACUAUCUAUAAUUGGACGGAGGACACACUGCACGGGAACCCUGUUCUGCAGCUCAACCCAGCCGUGCCUGGCGUUUUUGGCGGCCCAUACCCUUUUGGCAUCGAUCCGAUUUGGAACAUCGCCACCAACAAACUGACCUUCCUCAACUCCUUCAAAAUGAAGAUGUCGGUGAUUCUGGGAAUUGUCCACAUGCUAUUUGGCGUCAGCCUGAGCCUUUUCAAUCACAUCUACUUCAAGAAGCCCCUCAACAUCUACUUUGGGUUCAUCCCGGAGAUCAUCUUCAUGUCCUCACUGUUCGGCUACCUGGUCAUACUCAUCUUCUACAAGUGGACGGCCUACAGCGCACACACGUCGGAGAGCGCGCCCAGCCUGCUCAUCCACUUCAUCAACAUGUUCCUCUUCUCCUACCCCGAGGGCAACGCCAUGCUCUACUCUGGACAGAAGGGAAUCCAGGGCUUCCUCGUGGUGGUCGCGCUGCUGUGUGUGCCCUGGAUGCUGCUGCUGAAGCCGCUGGUCCUGCGCCGCCAGUACCUGAGGAGGAAGCAUCUGGGAACUCUCAACUUUGGUGGGAUCAGGGUGGGCAACGGACCGACAGAGGAGGAUGCUGAGAUUAUUCAGCAUGACCAGCUCUCCACCCACUCGGAGGACGCGGAAGAGUUUGACUUUGGAGACACCAUGGUGCAUCAGGCCAUCCACACCAUCGAGUACUGCCUGGGCUGCAUCUCCAAUACUGCCUCCUACCUGCGGCUCUGGGCGCUCAGCCUGGCCCAUGCGCAGCUCUCCGAGGUGCUGUGGACCAUGGUCAUCCACCUGGGCCUGAGCGUGAAGAGCCUGGCGGGGGGCCUGGCGCUUUUCUUCAUCUUUGCCACCUUCGCCACGCUCACCGUGGCCAUCCUGCUCAUCAUGGAGGGGCUCUCCGCCUUCCUGCAUGCCCUGCGGUUGCACUGGGUCGAGUUCCAGAACAAAUUCUACAGCGGGACCGGCUUCAAGUUCCUGCCCUUCUCCUUUGAGCACAUUCGUGAGGGGAAGCUGGACGAGUGAGCCCUGGGCCUAGUCCCGAGCGCCCGCCCCGUCCCCUCCUCAGGGGUGGAUUGUGCCAUGUUCGCUGUCUGUGACGCUGCGGGUGAGUGCACAGCCCGCCUCCUCUGCACUUGGCGGAAGCCAUGAGCUGCCUUCUGCCCAGCGGCCCGGGCCUGAGGCCCUCCUGGGGCACAGCUGCUGCCCGGCCACAGCAGAGCAGACGGGCUCUGUCCUGAAGGGGGCGCUACUUAUUUAUCACAUCCCAAGAGCCCCCAGACCCAGCGCCACCCUGUGCGUCCUCCUCCCGC
Molecule: messenger RNA, 2842 nt
Organism: Octodon degus (degu)
Lineage: Eukaryota; Metazoa; Chordata; Mammalia; Rodentia; Octodontidae
Gene: Atp6v0a1
Product: ATPase H+ transporting V0 subunit a1
Exons: 20
Coding region: 39-2555 (838 amino acids)
Biological process (GO): vacuolar acidification; proton transmembrane transport
Cellular component (GO): vacuolar proton-transporting V-type ATPase, V0 domain; vacuolar proton-transporting V-type ATPase complex; plasma membrane
Molecular function (GO): proton-transporting ATPase activity, rotational mechanism; ATPase binding
Source: RefSeq, a predicted model, not a curated record